AUGUCUGAAUUUGCAAUUGAAGUUUUUGAUUUAACCUAUGAAUUCCCGCAUGGUACAACAAAACGUAUAGGUCUAGAAAAUAUAAAUUUACAAAUUGAAUGGGGUACAACCAAUUUAAUUGUUGGUCCAAAUGGUGCUGGUAAAUCAACGUUACUUAAAGUUUUAGCUGGUAAAACAUUAAUAAAGCAAGGAAAAUUAAAAAUUGGUGGAUUCGAUCCAUUUGAAUUUAAUAUAAAAAGGAAUGAACAGCAUAAUUCAGAUAUAAAUAAAUAUAUUACUUAUCUUGGAACUGAAUGGAUUACAAAUAGUAUUAUAAAAAGAGAUAUUCCUGUAAAUUUAUUAAUUGAUUCCGUGGGUGGUAAUAUAUACCAAGAAAAACGAGAUUUAUUGAUUGAUAUUUUAGAUAUUGAUCCUUCUUGGUCAAUGAUAAAUCUAUCUGAUGGAGAGAGAAGAAGAGUUCAGAUAGCAAUGGGAUUAAUAAAACCUUGGAAAUUGUUAUUAUUAGAUGAAGUGACUAUAGAUUUAGAUGUAGUUGUUAGAUCUAAAUUGUUAAAUUAUCUUAAAUCGGAAUGUGAAAAUGGAGCUACUGUCAUUUAUGCAACUCAUAUAUUUGAUGGACUUGGUGAAAAUUGGUGUGAUCGAAUAAUUCAUUUAGAUUCAGGCUUGAAAUUAAAUGAUAUAAAUAUAGAGAACAUUGAAUUUAAUAACAAUAAAGAAAUUAUAGAAAAAGAUGACAAGAUUUUAAUUGGUAAAUCAAAUUCACUCCAUCCAUUAGCUUUACAAUGGUUAACUAAAGAUUUAGAAAGAAGAGGUACUCGAGAAGAUGAAAAAUUAAAAUUACGUCAAAGACAUAAUGAUUAUAUAAAUUCAAGAGAUGGUAAAUAUUUCGAUGCUGACGAUUCAAAAUUACAACAAUACUUUAAAAGUACUAGAAGUAGUUAA
Insectozyma verbasci is the source of this 942-nucleotide messenger RNA. NCBI's taxonomy places the organism in Eukaryota, Fungi, Ascomycota, Pichiomycetes, Serinales, Debaryomycetaceae. The record is from the annotation of a GenBank genome assembly.